CGGCCGCGCGCGGCCAGCCUCACCCGGCGCGCCCGCCGCCAACGGCCUCGACGCUCAGCAGAGGAGUGCCGCCAUUGAGAAGUGGGAGCGGUACCUGUCGACGCCGGUGGCGCGGCCGCGGCGCGCCCUUGACCUGACCCCCACGCUGGCAGAUGAGGUUGGCGAGCGCCAGACCCUGAGUUCGCCGGCCGGCCGCCGGUCGUCGCUGCUGUCGUCCGACUCGGCCGCGGCCGCCGCCUCCUCCUCCUCCCGGCGCCGACCUGCCGACAGUCCGCCCCGGCAGGCAGCCCGCCUGCCGGGCCUCACCGGCCUCAGGAACAUCGGCAACACGUGCUUCAUGAACUCAGUCCUGCAGUGUCUGAGCAACACGCGCGCCCUGCACGACUACAUCCUGCGUGACGAGUACUCGGCCGACAUCAACACCACCACGUCCUCCAUGAAAGGCGCGCUCAUCAGAGCGUUCGCGACGCUCAUGUCCGACCUCUGGAAGAAGACGGACCAGGCGGACGUGGUGCUGACCACGGCGCCGUUCAAGUCGCAGAUCCAGCGGUUCGCGCCGCGCUUCAUGGGCUACCAGCAGCAGGACGCGCAGGAGUUUCUUAGGUACCUGCUCGAGGGUCUGCACGAGGAUGUGAACCGCGUCACCAGCCGACCCCGGCCCAUCACCACCGACAUCGACGACAGUCUCAGUACCAGUCAGCAGUCCAUGGAGGCCUGGAAGCGUUUUCUGCGCCUGGAAAACUCCAAGUUUGUCGACCUGUUCGUGGGCCAGCUCAAGUCUACCCUGAGGUGCACGGUGUGCGGGCACGCGUCGGUUACGUUCGAUCCCUUCUGGGAUCUGAGCCUGCCGAUCCCGUCCAAGACGGGCCAGGUGCGACUACAGGCCUGCUUCGACCUCUUCACCAAGGAGGAGGUCCUCGACGGGGACGAGAAGCCGACGUGCGCCAAAUGUCAGAAGCGCCAGCGGUGCACCAAGGGCUUCUCCAUCCAGAAGUUCCCGCGCAUCCUGGUGGUGCACCUGAAGCGAUUCUCGCCGCAGGAGCGCUUCCGGGGCAAGCUCGGCUGCGCUGUCGACUUCCCGGUCAGCGGCCUCGACCUCAGUCCGUACUCGGCCGGACAGGGGCCCUGCAAGUACAACUUGUACGGCGUGGCCAACCACUCCGGCACGCUGUUCUCGGGCCACUACACGGCCUACUGCCAGCACCCGCUCUCGGGCGACUGGUACGAGUACAACGACUCGCGGGUGCGUCCCAUCUCGUCGCGCACGGUCAGCAGCAGCGAAGCGUACGUGCUCUUCUUCGAGCUGGCCGGCUCCUCGCACUGCUAGUCGACCGCCGACGCCGCCUCGCGUUGCUGGCGCGCGGGCCGAGUCUCGGCCGGCCUCUCGAGUCCCGAGAGACCGGCUCGAGUCUCGUGCCUCGGCGUCUUGGGCAGGACGGCGGAGCGGCGCCACUACCGGGAGGUAGCUGCCGUCGGACGGCGUCCCGCAGGUUCUGUGGGGCGACCGCCACGCUCACGAGCGGCGGCGUGAUCGCGGUCGGCUUGCGUCGGCGCCUGAUUGGCCGGGGCCUUGGAGCGGCGGCCGUCGGAUUGGUCCAGUCGCCGGCGCGGCGCGGCGGCUCGGACAGGAGGCUGGUGGCGGCGGCGGCGGACCAGCCCGCUACCGCAGCCGCCCGGAGGUCGGGUUGGGAGCACCGUUCGAUGCCGCUGCGACCGGGACUGGUUCGUGUACGAUGUAUAAAAAUCGUGCGGGUGUUCAAGAGUCACUUGUUGAAAAUUUGGCACGUGUUCGAUAUCGGCUUUUGUAAAGCCAGCGCGAUCGCCGGCGGUAACCGAAUGAUCAGUGUCGAAAUAUCUAGUCAAUGCCGCGUGCGUUUUGUUCGGGGCUCAUACCGCUCUGGGGAGCGUCAAUUGGAAAGAUAACAAUAAAUGAAUUGAAGUGUUAGCGAGCAUUGUGCUUUUAUACUUCUGGUGAGACUCUUCAUGUUGUUGAUUACGGUACGAGUGGUGUGAGUGUUAGUGUUACGAGUAAAACGAGCUGGAGUUCCAGGAACGAUCUGGUUUACUGACUCAGGACCCCGCUUUCAAUUUUCGGUGAUAUGAUGAUGAGAAAAGAUUUGCCGUCCGAAGCACAAAGGCUUAAACGUGAUGUUUGGGAAGUGGAAUCAUAUGACUUAGAACAGCUCAGAGAGCUCGGUCUGGUGUGUCCAAGGUUUGAAAAACUUGCUUCCAAACUGUGUACAUUAAAAAAGGCAAUCUGGGUAUUUUGAAUUCGCCAAAACCUAAAAAUGCAUCUGAACAACUGCUGAUGCUUAGGCUUUCUUUCCGAUUGACGGCAGGUAUACCGGAAACGAAAACGUCAUGAGAUGACGAAGUCGGCUGUUUUUCAAUGCUCUAUACAAUGCCAGGCCACAAUGAAUCGCGACAUCUUUCCAGCAUAUUCUGCAUGCC
This is a messenger RNA of Pollicipes pollicipes, 2451 nucleotides long. Its product is annotated as ubiquitin carboxyl-terminal hydrolase 2. Bases 338 to 1327 code for a protein of 329 amino acids. The transcript has 11 exons. The record is from RefSeq and is a predicted model, not a curated record. Gene Ontology annotation, biological process: protein deubiquitination. Gene Ontology annotation, molecular function: cysteine-type deubiquitinase activity. NCBI's taxonomy places the organism in Eukaryota, Metazoa, Arthropoda, Thecostraca, Pollicipedomorpha, Pollicipedidae.